Molecule: messenger RNA, 744 nt
Organism: Colletotrichum aenigma
Lineage: Eukaryota; Fungi; Ascomycota; Sordariomycetes; Glomerellales; Glomerellaceae
Product: Ribosome assembly factor mrt4
Exons: 3
Coding region: 1-744 (247 amino acids)
Biological process (GO): ribosomal large subunit assembly; rRNA processing; ribosomal large subunit biogenesis
Cellular component (GO): nucleolus; preribosome, large subunit precursor
Molecular function (GO): RNA binding
Source: RefSeq, a predicted model, not a curated record
AUGCCUAAGUCGAAGCGCAACAGAAUCGUGAACCUGACCCAGGUCAGCAAGAAGACGCGCGAGCAAAAGGACAAGCUCUUUGCCAACAUCCGCGAAACCGUCCCCGAGUACCAGCACUGCUUCGUCUUCGCCGUCGACAACAUGCGCAACAACUACCUCAAGCAGGUCCGCCACGAGCUUACCGACUGCAGACUCUUCUUCGGCAAGACAAAACUCAUGGCUAAGGCCCUCGGCCAAGACCCCUCCUCCGCCGUCGCGGACGGCAUCGACCGCCUCACCCCCUUCCUCUCCGGCACCGUCGGCCUCCUCUUCACCAACCGCGACCCCAAGGCCGUCCUCGAGUACUUUGAGGGCGUCUCCCCCGUUGACUUUGCCCGCGCCGGCACCGUCGCCACCCGCGACUUCGUCAUUCCCCCGGGCGUCGUCUACGCCACCGGCGGCGAGGUCCCCGCCGAGCACGACGUGCCCAUGGAGCACAGCAUCGAGCCCGAGCUGCGCCGCCUCGGCAUGCCCACCCGCAUGAUCAAGGGCCGCGUCUGCCUCGGCGACGCCGACGGCUCCUCUGGCGAGGGCUACACCGUGUGCAAGGAGGGCGACACCCUGGACAGCAGGCAGACGAGGCUGUUGAAGCUGUUCAGCAUCUGUCUGAGCGAGUUCAAGGUCCAGGUCAUGGCGUACUGGAGCGCGGCGUCAGGCGAGGUGACAGAAGUCAACCCCAACGCCAUGGAGGCCGACAGCGACUAA